AUGGCGAGAAUGCCUGCCAGCGGAGACACUGAGCAGGAGCAGAUGAGCUGCCCCGAGAGGAGCAGGGAUGAGGAGAAUGAGGUGGAAGAUUAUGAGAUCCAGGAGGUCCAGAUCACUGGGGAAGAAGAGGACGAGGAGUCCGAUAGAGAGGUUGUGGAGCUGGAGUGGGAGUCAGGGGGCACAGUGCUGGACUCCAGCGGUUCCGCCGCGGAGAUACGAGCGGUCGUUAUGCGGAGUAUGGACCGAGGAGAGGAAGAGGGAGAGGCGGACCCCUUCAGCAGCAUCCCCGCUGGGCUGGAGGCUCAUCUGGAGGGAGACCUUCAGCGGUCAGAUCGGAACAGGCUGAGCGAGAACACCCGCCUGGCAACCCGGUAUGCGGUGAGGAUCUUCAGGGAGUACCUCAGUGAGAAAGCCCAAAGUCCAGACUUUGAAACUCUGGACAAGGAGGCGCUAUGCACGGUGCUACGCUCCUUUUACGCGGAGGCGCGCUCCAAAAGUGGUCAGUUGUAUAGCAAGUCGUCCCUCAUCAGCAUCCGGAGCUCUCUGAAUCGGUACCUGAACGAGCCUCCCUACUGCCGUACCUUGGACCUCACCAAAGACCCGGAGUUGCGCAGCGCCAAUCUGACCCUGGCCGCGGUCAUCCGGAGGCUGGAGGAGCAAGGCGCCGGUCCCGUAGUGCAGAAACAAGCUAUCACGCGCUCGGACCUGCGGAAACUGUACGAGUCCUCAGUGUUCAACACCGACACGCCGUUCGGGCUGCUCAACAAAGUCUGGUUCGAGACCUGCAUGUAUUUCUGCACCAGGGGCAGGGAGAACCAACGCGAGCUGGAGGAGGACUCGUUCGGUCUGGCUGUGGAUGAGGACGGAAGAAAGUUUGUGUAUUUUAAAGCUCUUGGACCGUACCACAAGUCCCGCUCCGCCGCCUGGACCAAGAAGCGCCCGGACGCGGACGAGGACACCUUGCCGCGGAUGUACGAGACGGGCUCGGAGCAGUGUCCGUACGCCAGCUUCGUCCGGUACGUGUCCAAACGGAACCCGCUGUGCAGGGCUUUCUUCCAGCGGCCCCGGGACCACUGCUGCGCGAGCGACAUGACGUGGUACGAGAACAAAGCUAUCGGUAAGAACCUGUUGGGCACGAGGAUGCAGAUGUUGUCGCGCGCUGCCAAGCUGUCCAAAACCUACACCAACCACUGCAUCGGCGCCGUCUCCAUAGCAACGCUCAACAGCAUCGUGGGUGCUUCGGGAUCCAGGCCGACCACGACGACGCUUUACGUUGCCUCGGAAACGGUCAACGGUCACGCGCAGUCCCACCUGCAGCUGGUGAUCCCGGGCAGCGCUGAGGAGGACCCGGCUCCCCACGCCAAGAGGGUGUGCGUGCGCCUCGGGGCACGCGUGGAGUCGCCCGUGAAGGAGAAGGAAAGCGAGCCGGUGCCUGCAAGAGCCCCGGACUCCCACAGUCACACACAACCAGCUGUGCGGUCCCCUGUCGCUGUGGCCACACAGGACAGCUGUGGCAGCCACAGCAGCAGUAUGUCCAGUCAGCAGCUGGUCUCUGCGUCUCCAGUGUCUCCAGUGGGAUCCACCGGCAUCCCCACACCAGCCCAGCUCACGAAAACAAACGCACCCGUCCACAUCGAUGUAGGAGGACACAUGUACACCAGCAGCCUGGCUACUCUUACAAAGUAUCCUGAGUCACGGAUCGGUCGUCUUUUUGAUGGGACAGAGCCAAUUGUGUUGGAUAGUCUUAAGCAGCACUACUUUAUUGAUCGAGACGGCCCCAUGUUCCGCUACAUACUUAACUUCCUCCGGACCUCAAAGCUCCUCAUCCCUGAUGACUUCAAAGAAUACUCCCUGCUGUAUGAAGAGGCCAGUUUCUUCCAGCUCACUCCUCUGCAGACCGAGUUGGAGCGCUGGAGAACUGAGCAUGAAUGCGGGGCCAUGUGUAAGGAGUGCGAGUGUGUCGUGAUUCAUGUGGCUCCGGAGCUCGGCGAGAGAAUCAGUGUGAGCGCCCACCGCGCCAUGAUCGAGGAGGUUUUUCCCGAGGUCAGAGACGUCAUGUCUAAUUCCCUGAACCCCAGCUGGAGCCAGGACUCCACACACAUCACCCGCUUCCCGCUCAAUGGCUACUGCCACCUCAACUCUGUCCAGGUGUUGGAGCGGUUACAGCAGAGGGGGUUCUGGAUCGCAGGCUCAUGCGGCGUUGGAGCGGACUCUUCCCAGUUUAGUGAAUACAUUCUACGGAGGGAGGGCCGAGGCAGCCGGUACCCCCCAACCCUCAUCCGGAUAAAACAGGAACACAUGGACUGAAGUCAGGGUUCCCCUUUUUGCACACACAUCAACAAGUUCUCCAAACCUAAACGACAGAAGAGGUCGUGUGUCAGUAGCACAAAUUACGACACGUAUCACUGCUCACGGUACACCGUGUUACCAACUCCUCAGUAAGGAAAGUAGCUAUUGGCUGUCCUAAAAGUCGCUAAAUGACGUCAUCGCCUAAUUUGCAUAAUUUACAAUGUGCAUGUACUUGUAAUGGACGCUGUAGGAGAGAGGAAUAAUGUCGUGGGUGAGACAAAAAGUGAGAAAAAAAAACCCUAAAAAUGUUUAGAACUACAAAUGUUCUGUCUUCUGUCACAAUUCCAACCGUCCUCCUUUAUCCGGCCUCAGGACCGGCAAUAGUGACCCAAAAGAGACACUGACUGUAAACCAGCCAGUGGUGACUUCUAGCAUGCCGAUUCAUGUGCAGACUGGACACUAAGGGUUAACAUCUCCUGCUCUGACUGCA
This is a messenger RNA of Centropristis striata (black sea bass), 2779 nucleotides long. RefSeq lists its product as uncharacterized. Gene Ontology annotation, molecular function: protein binding. Bases 1 to 2307 code for a protein of 768 amino acids. The record is from RefSeq and is a predicted model, not a curated record. Gene Ontology annotation, biological process: protein homooligomerization. NCBI's taxonomy places the organism in Eukaryota, Metazoa, Chordata, Actinopteri, Perciformes, Serranidae. The transcript has 6 exons.